AUGGGCGUUCAAGCAGUUCCGGAGACGACCAAUUUUGAGACAUUCUACGAAGCCGAUAUUCAGGAGUCUGCUGUUUUGCUUGAAAUGGUCGCCAAAAUGAGAGAGGGAGAAGCCAAAUCUUGUGAUAUCAGCCGGAUGAUCAAUAUCCUUCAUUCGCCAAUAUUCCGCGGAGUAUUGUCGAGAACGCGCGUCUGGCUCUCACUUCAAAACAUUCAAGAAUAUCCAUCCGAGAUGACUGUUUAUGAAUGUGCCGGUGUAUGGAAACAACUAGUGUUACGGGGUAAUGAUUCGGGAGAGGAUGGGAUCAACUGUUCAUCAUUUGUCAUUCGAAAUAUACAGAAACUUUUGAAUGAAGGGACAUCAGAGGGUUGGGGAUUAUACAUCCACAGUGGCCCCUGGUAUUUGCCAUGUAUCGGUGAGAAACAGAAGGCUUUUGAGGAGAAAUAUAAUGUUCGAAUUGUGCUGAUUACGUUGGAAGGGUACGAGAGUAUUAGACGAUCUCUCUGUAUCUUCCAUUGCAACAAGCCCGACACACUUCUCUUCUUGCGUUAUGAAUCGACUCGG
Messenger RNA from Mesorhabditis spiculigera, 564 nucleotides. Lineage: Eukaryota; Metazoa; Nematoda; Chromadorea; Rhabditida; Rhabditidae. The record is from the annotation of a GenBank genome assembly.